Messenger RNA from Cornus florida, 2496 nucleotides. Its product is annotated as DEAD-box ATP-dependent RNA helicase 28. NCBI's taxonomy places the organism in Eukaryota, Viridiplantae, Streptophyta, Magnoliopsida, Cornales, Cornaceae. The transcript is spliced from 19 exons. Bases 91 to 2292 code for a protein of 733 amino acids. Gene Ontology annotation, molecular function: RNA helicase activity; nucleic acid binding; ATP binding. The record is from RefSeq and is a predicted model, not a curated record.
UCGUCCCCCCGUCCAAAACCCUUGGAACAAAAUUCUAAACCCUUUUUGUAUCUCAGAGCAAAGCAGGAACUCGACUGUGUUUUCUCUCUCAUGGGUUCAGAUUUCUUCUUCGAAGCUCCCAGCGACGAAGAACUCGAUAACGAAUCAUACAAUCCUGAAGAAGAAGACGAAGAGGAAGAAACCCUAGGUAAAUCGCAAUCUCCCUGGGACUUCGCUUCCUUCUCGGAAUCAGUCGCCGAUGAGCACGCCCGUCGUAGCACCACCUCCAUCGACUUUAAGAUCUCCAAAGCCCUCCAACACCGCUCCACCCCAGUUUCCACCACCGCCGAAGACGAAGACGCCUCUGAUUCCGAACCAGACCAUCAAGAGGAUUAUAGAUCCGAAGACGGUGAUGACGAGACUAAUGCAGUUGGAGUUGUUAGCAAGCCGUUCUUUGCUUCGUCCGAAGGAACUUGCUUCCAUGCGAAUUCAUUUAUGGAGCUUAACCUUUCUAGGCCUUUGCUUCGAGCUUGCGAAGCACUUGGCUACGUUAAGCCCACGCCAAUUCAGGCAGCCUGCAUACCUUUGGCGUUAUCGGGGCGAGACAUCUGCGGGAGUGCCAUUACUGGUUCCGGAAAGACUGCUGCUUUUGCCUUGCCUACGCUGGAGAGACUAAUGUUUCGUCCGAAACGCGUGCCUGCAAUUAGGGUCCUAAUUCUUACCCCAACCAGGGAGUUGGCCGCUCAGGUUCAUAGUAUGAUAGAAACGCUUGCUAAAUUUACAGAUAUCAGAUGUUGUUUGGUACUCGGUGGGCUCUCUACAAAGAUCCAAGAGGCAGCCUUGAGAUCAAGGCCUGAUAUUGUGGUGGCCACUCCAGGACGUAUGAUAGAUCACUUGCGCAAUUCUAUGUCUAUAGAUUUGGAUGAUCUUGCAGUUUUGAUUCUUGAUGAGGCAGAUCGCCUUUUGGAGCUUGGAUUUAAUGCUGAAAUUCGUGAGCUGGUUAGACUCUGUCCUAAACGGAGACAGACCAUGUUAUUUUCGGCUACCAUGACUGAAGAAAUUGAUGAGCUUAUCAGGCUUUCUUUGACCAGACCUUUGCGGCUCUCAGCUGACCCAUCCACUAAACGGCCCGCAACAUUGACUGAGGAGGUGGUUAGGAUACGGCGGAUGCGUGAAGUAAAUCAGGAGGCAGUUCUUCUUGCACUGUGUUCUAAGACCUUCACCGCCAAAGUGAUUAUUUUCAGUGGAACAAAACAGGCUGCACACAGGUUGAAGAUUUUAUUUGGAUUACUCGGCUUUAAAGCUGCGGAGCUUCAUGGAAAUCUUACCCAAGUCCAGCGUCUUGAUGCUUUGGAAAUUUUCAGGAAGCAGCAAGUGGAUUUCCUAAUUGCAACUGAUGUUGCCGCUCGUGGACUUGACAUAGUUGGUGUUCAAACAGUCAUAAAUUUUGCAUGCCCCCGUGACCUUACCAGUUAUGUUCAUCGAGUUGGUCGUACAGCGAGAGCUGGCAGAGAAGGAUAUGCUGUUACAUUUGUCACUGAUAAUGACCGGUCUCUUCUAAAAGCCAUUGCAAAGAGAGCUGGUUCAAAGCUGAAGAGCCGAAUUGUGGCGGAGCAAUCAAUUACCAAGUGGUCUCAGAUAAUUGAGCAAAUGGAGGAUCAAGUAGCUGCAAUUCUGCAAGAAGAGAGGGAAGAGAUGGCACUGAGAAAAGCUGAAAUGGAAGCAACAAAGGCAGAAAAUAUGAUUGCCCAUAAAGAUGAAAUUUAUUCACGCCCCAAAAGAACCUGGUUUGUAACAGAAAAGGAGAAAAAGCUUGUAGCCAAGGCAACAAUGGCAUCUGCGGAUAGUGGAAGAAGUUCUGGAAAUGAGUUUGUCAGUGCCCAACAAGCCGAAGACCUUAAGAUGAAGGAAAAGAGAAAGCGAGAGCGUGAGAAAAAUAUGCCCAGGAAGAAACGGAGGAAACUGGAAGCAGCUAGGGAGACAUUGGAUGACGAAAAUGAAAUUGAAAAGUUUGAAGAGGGUGGGAAAAACAAAAAAGAAAAAACUGGAAUUUCACUUGUUGACCUGGCUUAUCGUCGAGCAAAGGCUGUAAAGGCUAAGAAGAAGGCAGUAGAUGCCGGCAAGAUUGUGAAAAAAACAGAAAAGAAAUCGAAGCAUCCUCCACGAACAACUCAAUCGAGGACAGAAGAGAUGCGGGAGAUGUUCCAAAGUGACAUGAGUGAGAAAAAGCAGAAAAGAACCCUUCGUGGUAGUGGUGGUGGUGGAAAGAAAACGUCGUCGUUCAAGAGCAAGUCACGCUAUAAGAGGAAGUAGCAGCAUCAAGUAGCCGAUCUAACUUUACUGUCAAGCGGCAUCAAGUGGAGGUAAUGUACCUCUAUAAAGCAGAGGUAGCAGCAUCGGUCAAGCUUUCCUUCAACGUACCUCUACAAGAGUUGUAAUCAAACAAAUGAAAUUUAUAUUAAAAUGCUCAUGUUAUUAAGUUAUUUAAUGAAAUUACUGUCUGUCCAUUUUUGCUUA